ACGGCCUUCCUAGGCCCAGGGACAGUGAAAGAGGAAAGAUGUUUUGGGACUAAGAUUGGGGCUGUGUUGGGGACCUGAGCAGAGUGCAACCCAGCAUGUCUGGGGCCUCCCCAACCUGACCCCACUUCCUUGACUGCUGGGGUUGACCAGAAACUGUAACUACCCAAGGCCAGGGUUUCACCCUUUGAGGAAGAAGAAACUCCACAACAACUUUGCUUUUUAGACAACAGUUUCCCUGAGAAGAGGCUCUUUCCAAAAAAACAUUUUCAUGCCCAAUUCCAUGUGAUGUGGGACGUUGACACAGGAGACUGUCUUCCAGGACCCAGGAGAACUGCUCCUGUAAGAUAAUGGGAGUCCCCUUUCCCUACCCGUACCCCUGGGCACUGAUAGGGAAAGAUGAGAAAGCAAGAGAAAUUGAGAUAAAUGGGCAGGGGAUAGGAAGCAGUGCUUCCCCAUCCCAUCGCCUACAUGCCCUCCCCCCAAAGAUGCCAGCUUGUACAGACAAUUAAUAGAUAUUUCUUUUAAAACAAAUGAAUGAUCCGGGCCCGGUGGCUCACAGCCUGUAAUCCCAGCACUUUGGUAGUCCGAGGCAGGCAGAUCGCUUGAACCCAGGAGUUCGAGACCAGCCUGGGCAACGUGGCGAGACCCCCGUCUCUACUUGUAGUCCCAGCUACUCCAAAGGCUGAGGCAGGAGAAUCGCUUGAACCCAGGAGGCGGAGGUUGCAGUGAGCCGAGAUCAACCACUGCACUACAGCCUGGGCAACAGAGCAAGACUUCGUCUCAAAAAAAUAAAAAAUAAAAAUAAAACAAAUGAAUUAAGAAAUAGAAGUGAAAGAAGGAAACAGUACAUGCGUGGAACUAAUGAAUGGAGUGAAGGAGGAAGGGGGAAAGAGUGAAUGAAUGAAUGAAUGAGUGAAUGAAUCAACGAAGGAGUGAGUCAAGGCCCGGGAACCACAGACUCCAAGCCUACGCAGAGCCCGGGAAGGGGGAUUCCGGAGGGGCGGGGCCUCUUUCCGGAAGCGCCCGCCGGGGGCGGGGAGGGGGCGGGGCCACCCGCGUGAGGCGACCCUGUUGGCCCGGAGGGGCGGGGCGAGGAGGAGGACCCGCUUGGGCGGUUCGGCUGCCCACAGUAACCGCUGGGUGGACCUGGCCAGCGCUCCGAACCUUGUCCUCGCUGCGCGCCGGCCCCUCGGAGCCCCACAGCCCGGGAAGGAGGCCGCCGCGGGCCGGGCGCCCGCUCUGCCAAGCGGACCCGCAACCCGGAAAGGCGGCGCGGCGGAGCCUGGAGCCGGAUCCUGCUCAGACCGGGCCCCGGCCGGCCAGAGCCGCGGGCAUGUCGGAGGCGCGGAAGGGGCCGGACGAGGCGGAGGAGAGCCAGUACGACUCUGGCAUUGAGUCUCUGCGCUCUCUGCGCUCCCUACCCGAGUCCACCUCGGCUCCAGCCUCCGGGCCCUCGGACGGCAGCCCCCAGCCCUGCACCCAUCCUCCGGGGCCCGCCAAGGAACCACAGGAGAAGGAAGACGCGGAUGGGGAGCGGGCUGAUUCCACCUAUGGCUCCUCCUCGCUCACCGAGACCCUGUCCUUGCUGGGGGGCCCCGAGGCUGAGGACCCGGCCCCACGCCUGCCACUCCCCCACGUGGGGGCGCUGAGCCCUCAGCAGCUGGAAGCACUCACUUACAUCUCCGAGGACGGAGACACGCUGGUCCACCUGGCAGUGAUUCAUGAGGCCCCAGCGGUGCUGCUCUGUUGCCUGGCUUUGCUGCCCCAGGAGGUCCUGGACAUUCAAAAUAACCUUUACCAGACAGCACUCCAUCUGGCUGUACAUCUGGACCAACCGGGCGCAGUUCGGGCACUGGUGCUGAAGGGGGCCAGCCGGGCACUACAGGACCGGCAUGGUGACACAGCCCUUCAUGUGGCCUGCCAGCGGCAGCACUUGGCCUGUGCCCGCUGCCUGCUGGAGGGGCGGCCAGAGCCAGGCAGAGGAACAUCUCACUCUCUGGACCUCCAGCUGCAAAACUGGCAAGGUCUGGCUUGUCUCCACAUUGCCACCCUUCAGAAGAACCAACCACUCAUGGAACUGCUGCUUCGGAAUGGAGCUGACAUUGAUGUGCAGGAGGGCACCAGUGGUAAGACAGCGCUGCACCUGGCUGUGGAAACCCAAGAGCGGGGCCUGGUACAGUUCCUGCUCCAGGCUGGUGCCCAGGUAGAUGCCCGCAUGCUGAACGGGUGCACACCCCUGCACCUGGCAGCUGGCCGGGGUCUCAUGGGCAUCUCAUCCACUCUGUGCAAGGCGGGUGCUGACUCCCUGCUGCGGAAUGUGGAGGAUGAGACGCCCCAGGACCUGACUGAGGAAUCCCUUGUCCUUUUGCCCUUUGAUGACCUGAAGAUCUCAGGGAAACUGCUGCUGUGUACCGACUGAAGCCAGGCAGGGUCUGGGAUCCUCGGGGCUCCACCUCCCCAUCUGGAAGCCGGAGCCAUAACUGCUGCAGUUUGGGCCCAGGCUAUGUGCUCUUCUGGUGCCCUAGGGACUGCUGUGGCCAGAGCCUGGGGCCAGCCAGUACAGUCCUGAGCUGAGGAGGAGGGACUGCAAGUGGAAGAGAGCCAGUCUGGAAGGAAGAGCUUUCCAGGUGGACAGGGAUUCUUGGAAGACCCCCAAAGCCCCAGGUAUCCUGGGUGAAGCCUGUUUGCCUCUCUUGAAAAUGGCAGGUGCUCUUGUUUUACCCAUGUUGGGUCAGCCUGAAACUGCCAACCAGUAGGAAGCAUGGACUCUCCUGAGUGAGAAGAGACUGAAAUAGGAGCAAGCAGAAGAACCCUGAGAGGUGUCCCAUCUUAUUGCUGUUGAGGACCCUGAAACACCGUUGUUUAAAGACUUCACACAGAAGGCUCUGAACUGAGCCACUGGGGAAGGGAAGUUUCAGUAACAUGACACUAAAAUGGCAGAGACGUUAAAAAAACUUUUUCCCUUCUAGAGCUGUUUUGCGCGCAUGCAUGUCUGUGUGCAUUGGGGCUUUUUAGACAGGCCUGCCCUGUGACUUUGUGGUAGAGGCAGAGAGAAGGAAAUUGUCCCCUGAGCACGGUAGGGCCUUGCUGGGUGGGGUCAGAGGCCAGUAGUUCCAGGCCUUUCUCUGUGUCCAGCACAGACCCUUGUCCUUGCUGUGGAAAUGAUGAGGGAUGGAGGGACAGGAGGAAGAAUGAGAGGACACACGCCCUGGAGCCCUCACCACUGCCCUGGGGGUUGCCAUCUGGAGGAGCCUGGGGAUAAGGGUAACCCAGGGAGGCUGGGCACAAGGGAGCUGACUCCACGUUUUUCCCCCCAUUCCUCACCUUCGAGGGCCCUGCUAGGUCACCCCUAUGCUGGCAUGAAGAGCAUGGGGCAAUAAACCAGCACAGUCUCUGACCACUUGGAGCGUCUCAUCCAGUGAGAGAGACAGCCGUUAAAAGCAUAAACAUCCAAAUAAAGAUGUCUUUACAAGUU
This is a messenger RNA of Pan troglodytes (chimpanzee), 3475 nucleotides long. It is a transcript of the gene NFKBIE, whose product is annotated as NFKB inhibitor epsilon. Gene Ontology annotation, biological process: cellular response to tumor necrosis factor. Lineage: Eukaryota; Metazoa; Chordata; Mammalia; Primates; Hominidae. Gene Ontology annotation, cellular component: cytosol. The coding region runs from base 917 to 2419 and encodes 500 amino acids. The transcript is spliced from 6 exons. Gene Ontology annotation, molecular function: NF-kappaB binding. The record is from RefSeq and is a predicted model, not a curated record.